Molecule: messenger RNA, 4677 nt
Organism: Kwoniella botswanensis
Lineage: Eukaryota; Fungi; Basidiomycota; Tremellomycetes; Tremellales; Cryptococcaceae
Exons: 10
Coding region: 1-4677 (1558 amino acids)
Source: RefSeq, a predicted model, not a curated record
AUGGAUCCUGAUAGGGGCUCAGCUCCACCUUCCUCUGCACCUGCAAGUGGUCCCUCCCGACUCCCUUAUAACCCUUCAGGCAGGACAUCUUGGAACACCACCGUUUUUGACGAAGGUUAUCUUGGAACUCCCACUGCGAACAUAGGAUCAAGGAAGCAUUCCAACUCGACACGCGGAGGGAGGUCAGUAUCUUUCCAACCAACAGAUGUGCCCUCUUCGACUGGGACCUCAACGAGACAUCGACGGAAAACUUCUGCUGAAUCUCAUUUAUCAUUACGACUGACACCCCCUAUCCGAACGCCCACUAAAACCAAUGGAAAAGGUAAAGGAAAAGCGGUAUUGCGAAAAUCAUUGACUGGCGAAAAUGCUUCGGGGAUGAACAUCAACGAUAGAGCAAAUAUAUUGGCGGACGUAGCUGGAGAUUGUCUUGUUACCCUUGUCAAAUCGGCAUUAAGAGCAGAAGGUUCAGAAAGAAGGAAAAGUUCAGUCAACGAUCAGGUGAGGAAAGCUUGGGAUGGGCUAUAUGGAAUCCGGCAAUCAUACCUCUUUCCACCAUGGUCACCUCCUUUCCCGUCUUAUACUGAUAUCCUACAAUCGCUCCAUUCUCAGAUCCGAGCUACCCUCAAUGCCCAAGUUCUAGCUACAGCGACCGAUUUGUCGAAUCUCGCAACGUUUGUUUGGACCUUGUCUAGACCCGAUGAAGCUUGCCAAUCUUUUCCAUCAUUAGAUCUUGAUAUAGAUGAUGAGGAUGAAGAUGCACCUCGAAGAAGUACAAGUAACAAGGGGAAAGGGAGAGAAGAAUCAGAGCUUGUCAAAAGGGUCAAAAUGAGGAAUGCGUUGCUCCUGAUAGCUUGGAAGAAAUUCUGGUUGAUCGUUGUUCCUGCACAGAAAAGGACGAGUGAGGUAGCAUUGAGACUGUGGCUGGAUUUCGCUACUCAGAUCGCUUUACUAUAUCAACAGCCUUCCGUGAAAGAUCCUGAUUUAUCGCAUACAUCGCUUCCCAACGCUCCGAAUACUCUGUUAGCGGAGCUCUUCUCACCUUCUGCCGUCGGGAGAUUCGGUCAAUGGAGUAUUUCAGAAGAUUUCGAUAGUCAGGAGUACAGUGAGGAAAAAGCAGAUAUAGAAGAGAGAUGGAGAAUUAUCGCUCAGAGGAGGAUUGACGAGCUUGCAGAAACGGAUCACGCCUAUCUACGUCGAAAAUACCCUUACAGCGAAUUCAGGACAGAGAUGAUAGCCUAUGUCCAACAUGAGAUUCUGGCCAGUCCAAUAAAUACAUUGCUCACUCCAGGACGAAGACAGCUUCUUAUCGGUCAUUCUCACAAUCCCGAACCUCCCCUUCUUCAAUACGAAGAAGGUAGUUCUUCCGAGGCUCAAAGGGAUGAUCCGGAAAUUGCAAACUGGUUUGAGGAUAGUGACAUGGAAGAAGGUGAAGAAGGAUCGGAAGACAGCGAUGGAGUCGCAAUGGGAAAUGAUAUACCGAUAGAUAUGGACAUAUUCGGAUUAGCUGCCGCAGAACUGGAAGCUGAAGAAAACGCUCAACAGGAGAGAGAAGAUCACGAUCAAAAUUCUCAGACCAAUACUUCACCAGAGAAGAAUGCUAAAGAUAUGGUCGAGGUGGAUUCGCAGAUCCCUGUUUUAGAAGAAGGCGUCCCUUUGCGAUCAAGUUCUCAUGAGACGACAGAUGACGAAGUUUCGGAUGACGAUGGCGAUUGGGCGGUGAAAGAUGUCGAAACCGCAGCAACGGACAAUGCUCAGAUAGGAUUAGGUGGACAGAGGCAGAGUGGACCACGAUUUGAUUGGACGAAAAGACAGGACGACGCUGUUCAGGUAAUGUGGGAAAGUCAAUCCAUCGAUGGUCAAGGAUCUCCAUCUUCUGGCAGGCUCAGUCAAGAAUUCGGAAGUGCUAGACCACCUGACAAUGAUGUUGUAUCUCCUUCAACGCACGACACUCCAGCUUCUCAUGCCAUUUCUUCUUCUAUCGCGAUGCGUUCGGCUACCUCUCCACCUCCCCUUCGAGCGGGAAGAAUGUCUGUUGCUUCACCUUCACGCCCUUCGCGUCAGACGCCUAAAUGCAUCAAUAUCGAACAGUCUAUUAGCCUCACCUCGCCUUUAUAUGUCGAGGAAACAGAGGAAGAUGAGCCUGUUGAAAGCGAAGAGAAUGUGAUAUUGGACAAUGAAGAUAACGAAGAUAUUCUACCCUCAGCCUCUCAGCUCAACUUUGUUGGUCUCCCAAACGGCGAAGCGAGUCCACCUUCCGUUGACGGUCAUGACGAGGAUGAUGAGUUUGCCGAUUUACUACCUACUGAAUCGCAAUUCGCUGUGGGCCAGGCUACCACCGGUACCAGCAAUCCUCACCACAACCGCAACAUCGAGAUUGUCAAUCACGUAGACACUGAUUGGGAUAUUUCAGAGCCUGAUCAGGCAGGAAACGAAGAAACUGAACUCGUCCAAUCAAGAUUCCAUGGUUCAUAUAUCUCUCCCCGACCACGAAAGACUCAGGAUGCACAUUCGUUUGCCCCAAUGGAUCCGGACGAGGAUCUCGAAGAUCGACAACUUCUCUUCCAGCCAUCCUCAGCCCUCAGAUCGAUGUCCCAAUCUCGAGAACCUACCAUCAAGACAGAACCUGAGGAGGCUAUUCUUGGUCUGCAUGGUUUCGUAAGUCGAUCACAUCCAAAUGGACUACGUCGACAACGAGGUGUGAGUGCACCGUAUAUAAGGGAUGAGGACGAUCCGUUUCUUCAUGACGAAGAUGGAUCACCCCUUGAACCCGACGAAUUGUGCAUAUCACCUGUCGAUGUAGGCGAGAAAUAUUCCACCCAGAGAUCCAAAUUGUUUGGUAAGACUUCAACAUCCUCGUCGAUCUAUUGUCGAUUGACGGGUAAGCGAAAAUGGACCUUGGAAGAGGAAUUACUGUUAUAUCGAACAGUACAGAAAGUACCUAUACAGGAAGAAUACCCUCUGAGGAUGGUAUGGAACCUCUAUGGAGAAUUUGGUAGAUUCGGAAAACAACUGCGAUGGUAUAAUACGCAACAUAUGAAAGAUAAAUUACGAACUACGGUAAAAAGAAGGCAGAAUGAAGGUAGAAGAGUGGAAGGUCGAGUUAGAGCGUGGGCUGCGAGAGGGACUAGGGAAAGAGAGGAGUACGAGGAGGAAUUAGAGCAGUACAAGAGGUAUGAACAGGAUGAAGAAGGGGAAGAUGAUGAAAAUGACAAUGAAGAGAUCGCAAUAGAGGAUGCGGCCGAGGGAAUGCAAGGUUUAAGAGCGAAUGCGAAUGAUCAGGAUGAACAUGAAGAAAUUGUUGUAAAUGAUGGGGAGGAAGAUGACCAACCUGAGGGUAGAGCUGCGAAUGGACGUAGAGCGAAAGAACCUGCUCGAUAUGUGGAAAUCGAUGUGGAUGAUGAUGACUUUCCAGCAGCAGUCGAUUUUGACGUUGAUGGGAAUGUUAAUGAUGUCCAUGUUCGUACGAAUGAGGAUGACUUUCCGAGACCUGCCAAUCCUUUACCUGACGGACAAGUGGAUGAACCUCAAACAGAAGAUGAGAUUGACGAUUUUCCUGCACCUGAAAGCCUGGACAUCGAUCAUGAUCAUGCAUUUGAUGGGCAUCAUAAGAUCCUAGAUACCCCGAAAGACAAUGGUGAUGAUGACGAUUUUCCGCAACCUGAGUCACCUCAAGUUGUUGAUCAAGAUGGCGAUUUUCCGGAAGGUCCAAGCCUCAAAGAUGAUGAUGGCAGGAGUAGACCUCAGGGGAAUCUAAAUGCUCCGGACACGAACGAAGAGGAUGGUGAUUUCCCUCAACCUGUGAUACUUCCGGGAACCUCUCAGGAUAAGUCAGACAACCAGAUAGACGAUGAUUUUCCUCCAGCUACCGAACUUCCCCUAACUUCAACAACUGUCGAGAUUAUACAGCUUGCCGGUGCGUCUGAUCAACAGGUAUCCGAUGACCAGCAGAAUACAAAUCGUUAUCCAUCCCGAAGCAGAAAACGGGCAUCUACCGCCAUCGACGAUGGAGUCGAAGCGGAUAACACCGACAAGGAUAAAGAGCAAUACGGAGGACGAAACAAGAAACGACCCAAAGCUGUCAUACCUGCUGUUGAGAUUUCCCUUGUUCAGUCAGAUGCCUCGGUCAAAGUCCUCCCUGAAUCAUCAGAUCAUAGGAGACGUUCAAAGGAGACCACUCAAUCUCGACCCUCUCGACCGUCAAUCGAAUACGGUAAGAAUCGAGCUGCUAGGAAAGUACCUGAGAUGGAAUUAGUACCAACCGCAAGGAAAACCACCUGGAAUCCCGCUCAGACAGCUCGAAAGUCCACGAAUAAUGCCACGACUUUGAAGGGUACGAGGCAGAGCAAACGAGUUGCUCAAACGGCUAGAAAGUCGACGAAUGGAAGUAACAGAGUCAUUGACGAGGAUAACCAAGAGACGGAUGAUGUUGAUGAAGACGUUUAUGCAGAUGGUGUGGUGGUGGACGGUCACCAGGAAAAUGCUAAUGGCGAUGACGAUUUUCCCGAACCCGAGGAUAAUCAGAUGCUCCAGAUUGGAGAACUGGGAGUUAACAAUAACGAUAGGCUUAGGGACGGUGAUAGAGGAACUAAGCUGGACAAACAUAAAGAGAGCGAAGAAUUGGAAGAAAGGAGAAGGCGUGUAGAGCGGAUCGUAUUAGGGAAAAGCAAACGUGUUUGA